This is a messenger RNA of Paramecium tetraurelia, 1317 nucleotides long. RefSeq lists its product as uncharacterized. Gene Ontology annotation, biological process: transcription preinitiation complex assembly; transcription by RNA polymerase III; DNA-templated transcription initiation. NCBI's taxonomy places the organism in Eukaryota, Ciliophora, Oligohymenophorea, Peniculida, Parameciidae. The transcript is spliced from 3 exons. Gene Ontology annotation, molecular function: TBP-class protein binding; RNA polymerase III type 3 promoter sequence-specific DNA binding; RNA polymerase III general transcription initiation factor activity. Gene Ontology annotation, cellular component: transcription preinitiation complex; transcription factor TFIIIB complex; nucleus. The record is from RefSeq and is a predicted model, not a curated record.
AUGUCUAAUUUUUAUGAACAAGCAGAAUUUUUAAAUGGCGGAAAGUUGGCUCACUAAUAAGAGACUAGGUUUUAGGAUCAAGAUUAAUUGCCUCAUGAAACGGAGAAAACCUUAAAGCAAUUAGACUUAGAAUUAGCAGUUGAUGAAGAAUACAAAGAAGCAUUUGAAAUAGCAAGGAGAUUAUUGAAAUUCUAUAAAAGCGAAAAUUCAAUAAAGAAUGGGUAGUAUUUUGCUGGUGCAGCAUUGUAUUUUGGGUUCAGAUGUAAAAAUGCCCCUUACUUGCUGAUAGAAAUUUCAGAAUUGAUAAAGAAGGAGUCAGCAACAAAAGUGGCAAAAUGUUACUUGAAACUAUUGAAAUUUGUAAAAUUAGAUGCUAAAGUCCCAUAAAUUGUUCAAUUAGCAAAAAGUUUAUAAUAUAUAGAUCCUUCUAUUUAUAUACCUAAGUUCGUAAGGCUAUUAGAGAUAAGCCGAGAUAAGCAUAAGCAAAUUGUUGAAACAGCUAUGAAGUUAAUUAAAAGAAUGAUGUUGGAUUGGAUGGCUUAUGGAAGAAGACCCUCAUCACUGUGUGGAGCUGCAUUGCUGAUAUCUGCUAGAUUUCAUGGGGAAAACGUGUCCACUUCUUAGGUUUGUAAAACUGUUCAAGUUUGUGAUGAAACUAUUAGAAAAAGAUUGGCUGAGUUUAAUCAAACAGGAUUAUCUCAAUUGACAAGAGAACAAUUUGAAUAAAUUGAGAAUAUUGAAACUGGAAUCCCAGGCCCUGUGAAUGAUCCUCCAUCGUAUAGAAGAAUAAAAUAAUAGGAAGAAGAAAUGAGAAAAGGUUUGACAGAAGAUGAGAUUAAAUCAUUGGAAGAAAGCACCUUAAAAAAAGCCUUAGAAAUGAUAGAAUUACUAAAGGUCUAGCCUGAGGUUUUCAAAUAAGAAACUAAUUUAAAAUAAGAAGAUCCUGCUUCAUUUUCUGAAGUAGUCAAGGAAUAGAAAGAUUGUGAAGUCUUAUCUUCUUUGAGUGAGUCAGAUGAAUAAGAAUACAUAUUAAGCGAAUAAGAAAAAGCAUGCAAAUAAUUAGUAUGGUAAACAAUGUACAAAGAAUACAUCUAUGAUAAAAUGAACAGAAAUUAGAAACAAGAUAAAUAAUAAAAAAACCUAUAGAGUGGAAAUAAGUAAUAAAACCAAAAACCUAAAAAAUAAGUAAAUGUUAAAUAAUCUUUUGCAACACCUUAAGAGUCAGUAACAAAUAAUUAUCAAAAUGAUGGAAUAAAUCCAUAAGCUGUACAAAAUCUAUUUUCAAAAGAACAUGAUUUUUUUUCAUAGUUUAGUUGA